GGAAGGAUUCAUUUAGGGAAAGUAGUCCGUCCCAUAACUUCGGUACGGAAAAGUUUGCAGAUCUUUGCAGAAGGCAGCAGGAGUUGUAGCCGGGGCUUGGGGUGCCUUCCAGUGUAUGUUGCCGCAUCUUCUCCUCUCCCUUGGCAUUCAGCAUAAUAUGUCAAGUCCUCAGUCUUUUCCUUGUAGCUGGAGCCGGUGUUAAGUCAUCUCAGGGGGUGCUUGAAGAAUGAAGUUGGGGCAUUUGCAGAGUUUGCCCAGACUGGCUGUCCUAGCUUUGCUGCUGGUGCACUGGGUACAGAAUGCAGGAUCUGCGACGUGUCAAGGUUGUUCAUCGGGAUCAAAAUGUGACUGCAGUGGUGUGAAAGGAGACAAGGGUGAAAGGGGUCUUCCUGGAUUAGAAGGACAGAUUGGUUUACCUGGAUUCCCAGGACCUGAAGGACCUCCUGGGCCUCGAGGUUCUAAGGGUGAUGAUGGAUCAUCAGGACCUGUUGGACCCAAAGGAAUAAGAGGACCACCAGGAAUUCCAGGAUUUCCAGGAGCACCUGGAUUGCCUGGCCUUCCUGGCCAAGAUGGAGCCCCUGGACCUGCUGGUAUACCUGGAUGCAAUGGGACAAAGGGAGAUCGUGGUUUUUCAGGAAGUCCAGGUUUUCCAGGAGGACCAGGUCCACAGGGUCCUCCUGGAUUGCCAGGUUUAAAGGGGGAGCCAGGAGAAAUCCUUUCUAUAUCACAGCUUGGACAAAAAGGUGAUCCUGGACUACCAGGUCUCCCAGGUUUACCCGGUCUGCUUGGUCCACCAGGAAUACAGGGUCCGAUUGGGCGCCCUGGACCCGCAGGUUUACCGGGACCUCCCGGAACACCUGGAAUUCCAGGGCCCAAGGGUAACAUGGGAUUAAAUUUCCAAGGAUCAAAAGGACAAAAGGGAGACCCAGGGCUGCAGGGACCGCCUGGACCACCUGGGCAGUCAGAGGAACAGAAGGAAACAGGAGACACUCAGGUCCAGAAAGGAGAAAAGGGCUCGAAAGGUGAACAAGGUUUUUCUGGCCAGCCGGGUCUUCCGGGUCCUCCGGGUCCUGCUGGAGGUGCUAAGGGACAGAAAGGGGAGUCAGGAGAUCCUGGGAAGAUAGGAAAGCCCGGGAAAGAAGGGAGGAGCGGGAUCUCUGGUGCUGAGGGAAUUCCUGGUGACCGUGGAUUUCCAGGAAGUCCUGGCAGAGAUGGCGAGCAGGGUCAAAAAGGUGAUCGUGGAUUCCCUGGACCUCCCGGAGAAGUGAUUGGAGGAGGCACCUCAGUUACCGUUGGACCAAAAGGAAACUCUGGUCCCCCAGGAUCGAUUGGAUUCAAAGGAGAGCGCGGUUAUCCGGGAUUAGAAGGUCCACCUGGUCUACCCGGACCACCAGGUACUUCUGUAUCUGGACCUCCAGGGGACCCCGGCCUUCCAGGAGAAAGAGGACAGAAGGGAGAUGAUGGCUUUGAAGGAAUAUCCAUACCAGGUUCCCCUGGGCAGGAUGGCCGUCCAGGAUUCCCUGGUCCUCCAGGACCUCCUGGUCCACCAGGAUCAACAGCUGGAGCACUAUGUGAGAAAGGGUCACCUGGCCUUCCGGGCAUUCAAGGCAAUCCAGGACUCCUUGGAGAAAGAGGACAGAAAGGUGAUAAAGGAGAAACCUGUUACAAUUGCAUAGGCAAUGAAAUUCCAGGACAAGGACCUCCCGGCCCCCCCGGGCCUCCUGGGAACCCAGGGUUGCCUGGUUUUCUUGGGCCAAAAGGGGAUUCUGGCCUUCCUGGUAUUUCAGGUUCUCCUGGACAACCAGGAUUUUCUGGUUCUCCCGGCAGCCCUGGCCGUCCCGGGCCCAAAGGUGAUCCUGGUGAUGUGAUUUCACAAAAGGGAGACAAAGGUGACACAGGAUUCCCAGGUCCAGCAGGCAGUCUUGGUCGAGAUGGUAACCCUGGAAGGGAUGGAAGUCCGGGAUUUCCUGGUCCUAAAGGAGAGCCCGGUGGCCUUGCCUUCAAAGGUGAACGUGGCCCACCAGGUGAACCAGGCAUCCCCGGCCUUCCGGGUGAUAGAGGUCCUCUAGGCCCUCCAGGUUUUGGUCCAGCGGGUCCUUCUGGUGAGAAAGGAGUGCAAGGAGUUUCUGGCCGUCCCGGAGCACCUGGAUCUCCAGGUGCUAGAGGAGCUGCUGGUCAAACAGUAACGGAGAAGGGUGUCCAAGGCCCUAAGGGUUCUCAGGGUAAUACAGGUCCACCAGGAUCACCAGGUGAACCUGGUCAGUCUGGACAACCUGGUCUUCCAGGCCUAAGCGGAAUGAAAGGAGAUACAGGAGUCCCGGGCAUUGGACUUCCAGGACCAGCCGGUCCGAAAGGGUUCCCUGGCAACGCUGGACCACCAGGACCACCAGGUACAUCAGGAAAUCCUGGAUUAGAUGGGGUUCCAGGACAACCAGGUUUACCAGGACCAAAGGGUGAUCCUGGAUUUGGGUUACCUGGGUCUCAAGGGCCACCAGGCUCUCCUGGACUGAAAGGAUCAGUAGGACCAAAAGGAGAUUCUGGCUUCCCUGGGUCACCAGGGGUACCUGGACGAGGAGGAUUUGAUGGAUCUUCUGGACCAAAAGGUGACCCUGGACAAAGUGGACUUCCUGGUCAGCCCGGUCUACCUGGAACUCCAGGUACUGGGGGCCAAGGUCCCCCCGGUUCCCCAGGGCUUCCUGGGCCAGCUGGCCCUCCAGGGUUUACAGGUAUACCAGGUGACAAGGGGGAUCCUGGUCUUCCAGGAUUUGAUAUUCCUGGGCCACCAGGAGAUCGUGGUAGUCCUGGAUUUCCUGGAGAACGUGGAUUUACGGGUCCUCCUGGUUCACCUGGAUUCCAAGGGCGUGAUGGAGUACCAGGCUUUAAAGGUUCAAAAGGUGAAAUGGGAAUAAUGGGACCACCAGGACCAGUUGGACCACCUGGUAAUCCAGGAAGCCCUGGUUUCCCUGGUCCUAAAGGUCUUGAUGGAUCUCCCGGACAGCCCGGUUUUAAUGGUAAUCCUGGCCCGAAAGGUGACAAGGGAGAACGUGGCUUAAUGGGGCCCUCAGGAGCUGGCGCUGGUGGUCUAGGCAGUAAAGGAAACAAAGGAGAGCCUGGACAAGAUGGUCCACCUGGGUUAAAUGGAGAGAAAGGCUUCAGUGGUAUAUCUGGUACUCCAGGAUCACCGGGUCAAAGUGGGCUUCCAGGAUCUCCAGGACUACCAGGGCCUAAAGGAGAUUCUGGAUUUUCUGGACAGCCUGGUUCCCCUGGAUCAGCUGGACAAAAAGGGAAUAUGGGCGAGAUGGGACUUCCUGGACCAUCUGGUGAAAAGGGCUCAUCUGGACAAUCAGGGCGUGCUGGAUCACCAGGACCUCCAGGAUUUAGUGGGUCAAAAGGUGAAAAAGGUGAACCAGGAAUUUCUGGCGCUGGACAGCCUGGCCUGCCCGGCCAAAAGGGUGAUCCUGGACCAGCAGGUUUUCCAGGCACCUCAGGCAGUAAAGGGGAGGCAGGAAGCCCUGGAUUGCCCGGAUUACCAGGAGUUCCAGGCCUUAAAGGAGAUGCAGGGAUCCCAGGAUUUUCAGGUUCUCCAGGACUUCCUGGAUCAAAAGGACUCGAUGGACCUCCAGGGAACCCUGGUGGCCCAGGCUCUCCAGGAUCAAGGGGAGAUGCAGGUCGUCCUGGGCCUCCAGGAUCUCCAGGUGAAAAGGGUCAACCAGGCCAAGAUGGAAUUCCUGGGCCUGCUGGUCUUAAAGGAGAACCAGGAUUACCAGGAUUCGGGUCGCCAGGCCUGCCAGGAAAUUCUGGGAGUCCAGGUGCAAAGGGUGAGCCAGGAUUUUCUGGAUCUCCCGGAUCUCCUGGAUUUCCCGGCCCCAAAGGAGACAGUGGUUAUCCUGGGCGUUCAGGUAGCCCAGGACCACCAGGACAACCAGGUCUCCCUGGACAAGCAACACAGGGUCCUAAAGGGAAUCCUGGACCAGCUGGACCUCCUGGACGACUAGGUACACCUGGCCCAGAAGGUCCACGCGGCCCAUCGGGCAAUGGAGGCUUUAAAGGUGACAAAGGAAACGCUGGCAUACCUGGACAACCUGGAUUCCCAGGAGCUAAAGGAGACUCAGGAACACCUGGAUUCCCAGGUGAUCCUGGAAGGCCAGGUCUGAAUGGAAUGAAAGGAGAUCAGGGGGUACCCGGUGUCCCAGGAUUCCCAGGUAUGAAGGGGCUUAGUGGACCUCCUGGUUUGGCAGGCUUUAAAGGGGACCCAGGCAACUCAGGUCUUCCAGGUUCGCCAGGGCUACCUGGGCCCAAGGGUGAGAUCAGGAUCAUACAAGGCCCUCCUGGUUCACCAGGGCGCCCAGGUAACACUGGACCUCCAGGACCACCAGGACCCCCUGGAUCGCUAGGUCCUUUGGGGCCACCUGGUGAUCCUGGCAGAGAUGGGCUGCCAGGGUUUGAGGGUCAGGCAGGACGAAAGGGAGAUAGAGGUCUUCCAGGCCAACCAGGGUCAAGAGGGAACCAAGGUCCCCCAGGUCCUGAUGGAUUGCAGGGUCCUCCUGGUGCUCCCGGCUUGGGGUCUGUGGCACAUGGAUUCCUUAUAACCCGCCACAGCCAGUCAACAGAUUCUCCAGCUUGUCCUCUGGGAACCACCAGGAUCUACGAUGGCUAUUCCCUUCUUUAUGUUCAGGGAAAUGAAAGAGCACAUGGCCAGGAUCUGGGUACUGCAGGCAGCUGUCUUCGCCGAUUCAGCACCAUGCCUUUUAUGUUUUGUAAUAUCAAUAAUGUCUGCAAUUUUGCAUCAAGAAAUGAUUACUCCUACUGGCUAUCCACACCAGAGCCAAUGCCUCCCAACAUGGAGCCACUAAGGGGCAGAGAGAUUCAGCCAUUUAUAAGCCGGUGCUCGGUUUGUGAAGCUCCUGCCAUGGUUAUUGCUAUUCACAGCCAAACCAUACAGAUUCCACCGUGUCCACAAGGCUGGUUUUCUCUUUGGAUUGGAUACUCAUUCAUGAUGCAUACCAGUGCCGGCGCUGAAGGCUCAGGACAAGCCUUGGCAUCUCCUGGAUCAUGCUUGGAGGAAUUCCGCUCCGCUCCUUUCAUUGAAUGUCAUGGCCGUGGUACCUGCAAUUACUAUGCCAAUUCAUAUAGUUUCUGGCUGGCCACCGUGGAAAUGGCUGAAAUGUUUAGUAAACCUCAGUCUGAAACACUCAAAGCCGGUGACUUAAGAACACGUGUCAGUAGAUGCCAAGUAUGUAUGAAGAGGACGUAACAUUUUGGAGAACUGGCUACCUGUGGAAGAAAGCUUAGGUCUGAUUUGUCCUUUGUGACAAUGGUGCUACUGUGUAGAUAAAGCAAGAACCAGAUACUGUUUUAAACAAAUUCAAAUGUACCUCACCAAAGUGCCAUAUUGUGGAUUGUCUGGUGCAUUUUAACGAAUGGACUGAGAAAAAAGAUUAACCUCUUUCAAGAGAGAAACCUGAGUUUUGGCGAGAAACACAUGAAGUUUUUUCCCCAGUACCAAAAUGGCACUUUUUUUUUUUAUCAGCUAUACGAUGAAACGCACUGAGUAUGUUUAAAAUAACAAGGCUGCAGUUUUGAGAAAAACACUUUUUCAUGGUGCUACUAACCCCUUCGUAUCCUGGGUUUCAAAAUAUAAAAAUGCUAAGCUUAUUUUUCUUUGUAAGUAAUGAAAUGUGUAUAUUGUGUAAAACACUAUUUUUUUUUUUUCAUUUAUCCAUAAAAUUAUUUAGGAAAAUACAAUUAUAAAAUCACAUUCUCAGUUCACAAAUGUAUAAGAAUAAUAUUCAUAAUAUAUACAACAGUAUUUUCUACGUAUUUUAAGAAGUACAACGUUUAACUCUCGCAUCAGCAUACUACUGAUUCCGUAGCUUGCAUUUUCCCCACUUGUUUCAGUUGGACCUAUUUGGCAAUGUACGUCUGUAGCCAUUAUGCAUUUUGUGUGUGUGUACCAGCCCCAUUCAAUCCCAAACUCAUUUGGAUAUUAUUUUGUUUACGUUUUGUUUUUGUACACUGAACAUGUGAUAUAAUUAGCCAUAUUCUUUAUAACAAUUUAAAUAAACUACACAUAAAAACCAUUCUAAAUCUGCUAGUUUACCUAUCGUAAGAAGCCCUAUCAGGAAUCACCAAAGUAUUUACACAUAUGAAACGUGUCAUGUAUAUUAUUGAAACUAGCGUGAAUGAAAUAAAGAGAGAUUGGCUAUAUCAGUUUAUUUCUGGUCUUCUUGUGAGAGGAAUCCACUCGUCUCAUUCCCAAGGAUACAUAGGGAUACUUUAAUUUCAGAAUGUGCCAGUGGAUGCUGUGGUUUGUAUAGGAGAGAAGCUUUGUUUAAUAGCAAGGAUGGUUUGUGAAAUAAUAAAUGUUGUUACAAUAAUGUCUAACAAAGUGAAAUAAAUUGAUGUAUCUAAACUGAACAACUUUGUUGAAUACAGUAAUUGAAAUAACCAUAUUCUGUAUCUGUACAUCCAUAAGAAUGAUGCAGGCCCAAUUUGCCAUUUGUUUGUAUGUAAAUGUGUGUACAUUAAUGUCCAAGAUUUAGCACUGUGUAUUUUAUUGUUUGUAUGGCUUCUUGUUAGGUCAUACAAAAAUGUGUUUGUUUUAGCUAUAGAAUGUUUUUAUGUUUUCAGUAUUUCAAUUUACAAGUAGCUCUCACUUUGAGGAGAAAAUAUACUGAAGUAUUUAGAGUACUUAGUUACUUCAACAUUCUGACCAACAAUGUUAUUAGGUGAUGAGGUUUUGUAAAUAUGUAUAACCUUUACCAUAGUGAAUUAUUCUGUUAAGCAACUGAUCUAUAAUUUGGAAAUCACAUUCACAAUUCUAAUCUCAAUAAACUGUUAUAGAUAUCACUUA
Molecule: messenger RNA, 6853 nt
Organism: Pseudophryne corroboree (corroboree frog)
Lineage: Eukaryota; Metazoa; Chordata; Amphibia; Anura; Myobatrachidae
Gene: COL4A5
Product: collagen type IV alpha 5 chain
Exons: 51
Coding region: 227-5254 (1675 amino acids)
Biological process (GO): extracellular matrix organization
Cellular component (GO): basement membrane; collagen trimer
Molecular function (GO): extracellular matrix structural constituent conferring tensile strength
Source: RefSeq, a predicted model, not a curated record